AUGUCUCUCACAAACGGCUCUCCUUCAGAAGCCGCAAGAGCAGCCAAGCUCUCAUCGCGCACCCUCGCCAUCCUCUCAACUGAAGACAGAAACUCUGCUUUGCAAUCAAUCCACGAUGCACUGUCUGCAGCAAAGUCUGACAUCUUGAACGCAAAUGCCCGUGAUCUGGAAAUUGCGACAAAGUCUGCUGCUGAUGGCGAGUUGAGUCAGAGUAUCUUGAAACGAUUGGAUCUUUCUAGACCUGGCAAAUUUGAGGAUAUGUUGAAGGGUAUUCUGGAUGUGAAGGGAUUGGACGAUCCUGUUGGAAAGGUCGAUAUGCGUACAGAGUUGGAUGACGGUCUUAUACUGCAACGCCAGUCGUGUCCAAUUGGUGUGCUCCUGAUCAUCUUCGAGGCUCGUCCCGAGGUCAUUGCCAACAUCGCUUCUCUGGCCAUCAAGUCUGCGAACGCUGCUAUCUUGAAGGGUGGCAAGGAGUCGACAGAAUCGUUCAAAACCAUCGCAACAGUUAUCUCCAAGGCACUCGAGAGCACAAAGGUCCCCAACGACUCGAUUCAGCUCGUCACAACCAGAGAUGCAGUGGAUCCUCUGCUUCAACUCAGCCAGUACAUCGAUCUUGUUAUUCCCCGCGGAUCCAACGAACUUGUCCGCCACUGCCAGCGUAUGGCCCAUAUGCCUGUUCUCGGCCACGCUGAUGGUCUAUGUCACUAUUACAUCCACCCGGAUGUCGAGCCCGAGAUGGCUGCAAGCGUUAUCGUGGACUCAAAGACAGAUUACCCAGCAGCUUGCAACUCCCUCGAAUCUCUGCUGGUCAACGAAGAUGCAUUGAAGACUAUCUUGCCUGGUGUAGCAUCAGCUCUGCUUGCCAAGGGUGUAUCAUUGCUUUGCGAUCCUGCCUCAAAGGCCGCACUUUCCGAGACACUGAACAAGGAUGAAGCAGCCAUGCUGCAGGACGCCGGCGAAUCAGACUUUGACACCGAAUUCCUCGACCUCAUUCUUGCCAUCAAGACUAUCCCCAGAACCCAAGAUCCGCUAGAAGCCGUCGAUGCGGCUGUCGAACACAUCAACAUGCACGGCUCACACCACACAGACGCCAUCCUCACAUCCUCAGAACAAAUCGCCGAUCGCUUCUGCAAUGGAGUCGACAGUGCAUGCAAGUUCUGGAACUGCAGUACCAGAAUGUCAGAUGGCAUGCGCUUUGGCUUUGGCACAGAGGUCGGUAUCAGUACAAACAAAGUACACGCUAGAGGUCCUGUUGGUCUGGAAGGCCUUUGCAUCCACGAGUACAGAAUCAAGGGAUCUGGACAGGGUGCUGCCAUGUACGGAGCAGGUGGCAGUAGACAGUGGAAGCACAAGAAACUUCCACUUUGA
Messenger RNA from Aureobasidium namibiae CBS 147.97, 1368 nucleotides. RefSeq names its product gamma-glutamyl phosphate reductase. Lineage: Eukaryota; Fungi; Ascomycota; Dothideomycetes; Dothideales; Saccotheciaceae. The coding region runs from base 1 to 1368 and encodes 455 amino acids. The record is from RefSeq and is a predicted model, not a curated record. The transcript has 3 exons. Gene Ontology annotation, molecular function: NADP binding; glutamate-5-semialdehyde dehydrogenase (NADP+) activity.